CUAAACAAGGCAUUCUUACAUAUUUAACAUUCAAAUGCAGAAGCCAAGCUAAGCCAUGGAAGAUUGUAAUCAGGAAAAGCUACACUUCCUGAUCCACACAAAAGCUACAGGUUCCUUAAACAGGAGGCAGAUUGCUAGCAUUUGGGGCUGAAAGCUGGAGGUUAUUUUGGAAUGUGAAAGCUACUUGCUGCUUGGAUCCAUGACAACCAUGUAGACACUCUUCACUUUAACAAUCUACACCAGCAUGGACCAAGACAUUUAAAACAAAUCUUUCAAGCAGUCGAUGGAGUACAAUUGGAAAGAUUAAGAAAAAUCCAGAUGGGGUGCAGGUGCUGCAAAAUUAUACAAAGCUACAUCUUUGAUCCAGAAGAAGUACAAUCAUCUGGAUGCACUCAUGAAGUAAACAGCUAUAAACACAAUGAACAAGGCAGCAAUAAAUCCAAAUUCAAAGAGAACAGUGAAAAUGAAGAACCCAAAAAUGAACUGCAGAAGGAUGAGGUAAACAAAACAGAAAAUAAAAAUCCAGUCAACAGUACAACAGAAACUCUUUGGAAUCACAGAGGCAAUGAUUCUCAAGAGGAUGGCCUUGUGAAGUGUGCUGCAAAGCUUGAUGUUGCAGUCAACGGUGGCAACUCCUGUGCUCAGCACUCCAUACCCAACCCCAACACCAGCCCAGUGAAAGGAACCAGUGAAAAGGGAACCUCCAGCCAGUCAAAGGCUUCUCCAGCCAGCAACAGAGACUUUUACACCAAAUCAAACAGGUCUGGACAAGAGCUUGACCUAGAGACAGGCAGUCAGAGUAAGGCAGCCAGCAAUGUGCCUCACAGUAUUCCAGACUCCCAGUCUGCAGGAGACAGCAUCUUUCUCAAAGGAAACUCAAUACUGGAAAGAGAAAACAAUACCAUAAGACUGCCAGAUAUUGAUUACCCCCAAAAUGGCAAUCAAACUGGGAACUAUCUUGAAAAGGACAGCUUUUCAGUCAACUGCACACAUUCAGACAAAAACACUGGUGCUUCAGCAAUACAGGACCAGGACCUUCGUGUAAUCCCACCUUGGCCUGUGAAAGAGAGCAGUAUUGAACCUUUUAAAACUGGCUCUGCAAGUUUGAGUGAGAGCCUUACUGCUGGUAUCACUGCAGUGGCUGUCACACAGGCAUCCACACACACCAACCAUAAAGAUGUCAAUGGAGAAAUCGAGGAGGAAGAUGCAGAAGUUGCAGCAGCUCUGGCUGCACUGGAAGCUGCAACAGCAGGAGAAGACGUGGAAGAUGAUGACGAGUACUAGACGGUUUCUUUCUAAUACACAGGGAACGAUCCAGAUGUCAUUUCUGGGUCAAUAUGAACAGAUAUACAGCACACACGGAGAGCUGUUAUGAGCAGCACAUAUAGAAGGAGCUGGGACUAAACCUUGGUCCCUUCAGCUGUUUUAUACAGCCUUUUAAUUUCUACU
Messenger RNA from Onychostruthus taczanowskii (white-rumped snowfinch), 1449 nucleotides. RefSeq names its product chromosome unknown C4orf19 homolog (gene PGCKA1). The transcript has 6 exons. The record is from RefSeq and is a predicted model, not a curated record. Bases 319 to 1284 code for a protein of 321 amino acids. Lineage: Eukaryota; Metazoa; Chordata; Aves; Passeriformes; Passeridae.